This is a messenger RNA of Drosophila grimshawi, 2373 nucleotides long. It is a transcript of the gene alph, whose product is annotated as protein phosphatase 1B. NCBI's taxonomy places the organism in Eukaryota, Metazoa, Arthropoda, Insecta, Diptera, Drosophilidae. The transcript is spliced from 6 exons. Bases 350 to 1456 code for a protein of 368 amino acids. Gene Ontology annotation, cellular component: nucleus; cytosol. Gene Ontology annotation, biological process: negative regulation of stress-activated MAPK cascade; protein dephosphorylation. The record is from RefSeq and is a predicted model, not a curated record. Gene Ontology annotation, molecular function: protein serine/threonine phosphatase activity; magnesium ion binding; manganese ion binding.
GAUAUAUCCUAUAGAUAUCAACGUCAGUUUCUGCUCUUUAGUGCUUGUUUUUUUUCAAUCAAAACAUAUAUUUAUUUUGAGUUACUAAAAUAAUUGCAUUCAUAAGAUUCCAUAGUGAUUACACGCCUAUCCACCGGGUCACUGGUGCAUCUCGUUCGGUGACGCAUAAAUCAAACAAAGAAAAUUUUCUUUAUCUGCCAAGAACAGUUACUCACACAGCAACACUCACACACAUACAGACGGACGCACGCCAACAACAGCAAGAGAAGCACAAUUGAAGCGAUCGACUGACCGAAAGAGUAAUUCCACUAGGGUGUGUGUGCAGUACACAACAUUAUGUUCAAUAGGUAUGGGAGCAUUCCUGGAUAAACCGAAAACAGCCAAACACAAUGAUCAGGGCGCGGGCAACAAGCUGCUCUUUGGCGUCAGCUCGAUGCAGGGCUGGCGCUGUGAGAUGGAGGACGCGUAUUUUGCAAAGGCGCGUCUAGGGAAUUCUCUGGAGGAGUGGAGCUUCUUUGCUGUCUUCGAUGGUCAUGCGGGCUGCAAGGUAUCCGAGCAUUGUGCCCAGCAUUUGCUGGAGAGCAUCAUCUCGACAGAGGAGUUCAAGAGCGGUGAUCAUGUGAAGGGCAUACGCACUGGCUUCCUGCGCAUCGAUGAGAAGAUGCGACAACUGCCCGAGUUUACCCAGGAGGAGGAGAAAUGCGGAGGAACAACGGCCGUUUGUGUAUUCAUCAGCUCAACGCAGGUGUACAUUGCCAAUUGCGGCGAUUCGCGAGCGGUGCUGUGCCGCACCGGUGUGCCCGUGUUUGCCACCCAGGAUCACAAGCCCAUUCUGCCCGAGGAGAAGGAGCGCAUACACAAUGCGGGCGGCAGUGUGAUGAUUAAGCGAGUCAAUGGUACACUGGCCGUGUCACGUGCCCUUGGCGACUAUGACUUCAAGAACGUUAAGGAAAAGGGGCAGUGCGAGCAGUUGGUUUCACCGGAACCGGAAAUCUUUUGCCAAAGCCGUCAGGACACCGAUGAGUUCUUAGUCCUCGCCUGCGACGGAAUCUGGGAUGUGAUGAGCAACGAGGAUGUAUGCAGUUUCAUCUACUCGAGGCUGAAAGUGACCACAGAUCUGGUUAAUAUUGCCAAUCAAGUGGUUGACACCUGUUUGCACAAGGGAAGCCGUGAUAAUAUGAGCAUCAUAAUAAUUGCUUUCCCCGGAGCACCAAAGCCAACUGAAGAAGCAAUAGAAUCUGAGCGACGGUUGGAGGAACAAAUCGAGAAGAUUACAAGAGAGGAAAUUGCGAGUAAUAAGGAAACCGAUUAUGUGGAACUGUUAAAGUGUCUACAGAGCAAAGACGACAUUGAAGGUCUUCCACCAGGCGGCGGCCUGCAGUCCAAAUAUCACAUUAUCGAGCGCACAUUCAAGGCGGCAUUUCCGGAUAAACCAUGUGAAAGUCCAACGCAUUAAAUUGCAAACAAACAAAGUCAACAAAUGCAACCACAAGAAUGUAAUAACAACAGUAACUCUACAAAACAAACAAACACACACACAACAAACAAACAAACAACACACACACACCACAACCGUUUUCUACUUUGAUAAAAACAAAAACAAACAAAAAAAAAAAAUGAAAAAGAAAAAACCUACUCCAAAUAAUAUAAAUAACCAUUAUUAUAUAGUUGAAAUGAAAGCCAGACUAAAACAAAACUACACGAACCUUGUAUUAUGUAGAUCAUACUAAUAGAAAGGAGCGAACCUUAGCAGACAUCAGACCUAGAAUCGAUAAAUAAAGCAACCGAUAACCGAUAACAGAUACAAUGAACAGGGUUUGGCUCAAAGCCAAGACACAUUUCAAAUGCAGACAACUAACUCUUCACAUCAGAUACUACACAUAUAUUUACUAGAUACACAGAUACAGACAUAGUACAUGAAUGCAGAUGCCAAAUGCAAAUGCAAAAAAGCAAUACAGAUCAGAUCAGAAACGAUACGUCUUACGUCUUACUUCUAAGUUAGUCACUGGUCCAUCAUCGUAACUGUCGUUCCGUCAUGCCUCAUUAACACAUCAAAUUUAUAUAUAUAUAUAUACAUAUAUAUAUAUAGAAAGCAUUCAUACUAAACUGUUGACUCGCCUUUGUUGCCCGCCUCCUUUGAACUGAGCAGAUAGUUCAGCUGUGUAAAGUUUUUACCAAAUACCUAUUUUAGCCCUGUGUAAGAAAGUCGCUCGGGUGAUGUCUGUACAAGAAGUUUUUAAUUUUACUUUUCAAACUGUAUUAAUAUUGAUUCCGAAACGAAGCGGAUUUUUGUAAGCUGUAUAAUGUUUGUUACUGAAGGAUCAUUUUUGUUCAUUAUUUUUAUAUAUGUAUAUGAGAGAUAUCCGAUUAAAA